Messenger RNA from Oncorhynchus masou masou (cherry salmon), 1686 nucleotides. RefSeq names its product galectin-3-like. The transcript has 4 exons. Gene Ontology annotation, molecular function: carbohydrate binding; laminin binding; IgE binding. Lineage: Eukaryota; Metazoa; Chordata; Actinopteri; Salmoniformes; Salmonidae. Gene Ontology annotation, cellular component: immunological synapse; cytoplasm; nucleus. Bases 97 to 1023 code for a protein of 308 amino acids. The record is from RefSeq and is a predicted model, not a curated record. Gene Ontology annotation, biological process: neutrophil chemotaxis; macrophage chemotaxis; positive regulation of calcium ion import.
CAACCCCAGUCCCCAUCCUGCUGGCCUGAGCAGCCCAGCAUCCCCUGCUGGCCUGGUCCUCAAUCAUCCCAACCAGCCCCAGCUCAACCUCAGCCCAUGCCUCGCUUCCCUGGGAACCCGAACACCCCCUGCUGGCCUGGGCAACAGCCAUCCCAACAAGCCCCAGGUCCAGCCCAAAACUGGCCUGGGCCACAGUCAUCACAACCAUCCCCAGCUCCAGCCCAAAACUGGAACUGGCCUGUUCCUCAACCAUCCAAACCAUCCCCAGCUCCAGCCCAAAACUGGCCUGGUACUCAACCACAACAUACCCAUCCAGCCCCAACCCAUCCCUGCCAGCCGUGCUGGCCUGGACCCCAGCCCCAGCCUCCCCAGCCUACACCCCAGCCUUAUCAACCUCCAGCCUCAAUUCAAGCCCAGGCUCAGGGCCCCAGCCAGCCCAGUCCCCCAGGGUGGCCAGUCCCAGGCUUUAACCCAGGCGUUAACCCAGGGUCUGGAUGGCCAUUCGGCCCUGGUCAGGACCCAGGUGUACAAUCUAGUUGGCCUGAUCAGGACCCAGGUGGCUUCCCACCUGCUACACAGUGGAAUCCGACACCAACUGGACAGAAUGUGCCCUACAACCUGAACCUACAAAGAGGCAUCUACGACAAGAUGAUGCUCACCAUCAUGGGCCAGGUCAAACCAAACGCUAAGCAGUUCACAGUGAACUUUCUGCGAGGUAAUGACAUCGCCUUCCACCUCAACUCUCGGUUUAAUGAGGGGGGCAAGCAGGCAGUGGUGAGGAACCACAAGAUGGGAGAGCACUGGGGGAAGGAGGAGAGGCACACACAGGGACGCUUCCCCUUCAUGGCCGGUCAGUCCUUCGAGAUGAAGAUUUUGGUUACGUCUGGCGAGUUUAAGGUGGCUGUGAACGGAACUCAGCUGUUUGAGUUUAAACACCGCAUCAGAGAACUCAACCAGAUCGAUCACAUCAACAUCCUCCAUGAUGUCAUCCUCACCUCUGUCAACGUAGACACGAUACCAUGACAACCAUACAUAUGACAUCCCUAUAUUAUACAACACUCAUCAUAGGCUACAUGCAUAACAUGGCAUCAAUCUGCAGUUAAAGUCUUUGCAACUUUUUUAUGAUGAUGGUGAUGAUGAUUAUGAUGGUGAUGAUGAUUAUGAUGGCGAUAAUGGUGAUGAUGAUUAUGAUGGUGAUAAUGGUGAUGAUGAUUAUGAUGGUGAUAAUGGAGAUGAUGAUUAUGAUGGCGAUAAUGGUGAUGAUGAUUAUGAUGGUGAUAAUGGUGAUGGUGAUAAUGGUGAUGAUGAUUAAGAUGGUGAUAAUGGUGAUGAUGAUUAUGAUUGCGAUAAUGGUGAUGAUGAUUAUGAUUGCGAUAAUGGUGAUGAUGAUUAUGAUGGUGAUAAUGGUGACGAGCUGCAAACAUAAUACUGCAUUAAUACCCACUAACUCCACAAAAAAACAAUCCUUUUGCAAAUGUGUGUAAUUUACAAGGUAUGAAGGACUAAGAAUUAAGCAAUGCCAUUUCACUUAAAUGUGUAUAAUAUUUUAUAUCUAUUUUCUGUUGAACGUCUAUGUAAAUUAACAUACUCCUGACUCAAGGUAUCAGUAGAUACAGUGCAUUACACUGAUUCACUGAAGGUCUCCAUAUGAGGGCAUUCAGUGCCCUACAAGGGUAGUAAAUAACA